UUAAUAAAAGGUUAUAGGUACUUGUUCUUUGGUAUUGUAUCAGAAACAAAGUAAAGAAACGAAAACAAAUUUCUAUAUUAAGAAUAAAAAUUAACUUUGUCUAAUCUAAUUAAACACAUACUUAUUACGUAAAAUAUACUUAAUUCUGACACUUUGACCCCACACAAAAUUUUUCUUUCAAUUAAUAUCUAUUAUAUAUGUAUUUAAUUAAACUCAAUAUAAUGAUUCAAAUAAAAUCUUUUUAAAAUGUUAACUGCAGACCUCCGCAAACAUUAAAUAAUAUAAGCACAUAAUUCUAUUGUUAGAUGACUUAGUAGCGCAACAAGAAUAAUAUCCAGACAGAAAAUGAUGGAUAUUCCAAUUUGGUACAUUGUAAUAUUUGUGUUCUUAUUUGUUUAUAUUGCAUUGUAUCUGUACAUGUUAAAAAUCAAGGAUAGAACCAAAUAUAUGGUAAAUGUGCCUGGACCUACACCGAUAUUUCCUUUUGGAAAUACUCUGGAUUAUAUUUAUGGAUCAACUGGUGUGUUAAGAGGAUUAAUGGAUAGUCUAAAACAAUAUGGAGAGACCAUAGUAGUGAAUCCAGGCUCAUUUGAUUGGGCCAUAAUAACCAUAGACUAUGACUUCAACGAAUUACUCUUCAGUUCUGCAGUUCACAUUCAAAAACCCACUCAAUAUGAUUUUCUUCAUGGUUGGCUGGGGCAAGGUUUACUUACCAGUUACGGUGCUCACUGGAAAAACCAUAGGAGGGUCAUAACGCCAGCCUUUCAUUUUUCCAUUUUGCAAGAUUAUAUUUCCAUAUUCAAUGCCGUCGGGGAUAAGUUUAUUGAAAAAUUGAAAAAUGAAGUAGGAAAAGAUAGUAUGGAAAUUUCCAAAAUCGUUUCGUUAUGUACUCUUGAUGUUAUUUGUGAGGCAGCAAUGGGUGUUAAAAUCAAUGCAUUGGAAGAAGAAAAUUCCAAAUACAUAAAAAGUGUCAAGACGUUGUGCUCAAUAAUGCCGGAAAGGGCUUUUUCACCUUUAAAUCCUUUUUUUUAUCCGCUCACGUUGAAUUACUUCAGAGAGAAAAGGGCACUUAAAGUUAUUCAUAAGCUUGUAGAGGAAGUUAUUUCCAAGAGAAUCGAAGACCACAGACGCAUGAAAAAUAUAGGAUCCACAGAUUUGACUGACGAAUUUGGCGUCAGGAAACGCAAAGCGUUUUUGGAUUUGCUCUUAGAGAGUUCGAUUGAUGGGAAAUUGCUUUCGAUGCAAGAGUUGAGGGAUGAAGUUAAUACUUUUAUGUUCGAGGGUCAUGAUACCGUAUCCUCAGCAAUAACAUUUUCCCUACUAAUGAUCUCAGAGCACCCAGAAGUUCAGGAUAAAUUGAUCAAAGAGCAGCUUGAAAUUUUCGGAAGCAAUUUGACCAGUGUGACUCCAACAUACAAGGAACUAAACGAAAUGAAAUAUUUGGAUUUGGUCAUUAAGGAAACCCUUCGGCUUUUUCCGUCGGUGCCAUAUUUUGGUAGAAGAUUGGCUCAAGAUACAGAAUUCAAGGGCAAUUUGUAUCCAAAAGGAAUCAACGUAAUGAUUUUCCCGUUCGCGUUCCACAGGAAUCCGAAAUAUUUUCCGGAACCGGAAAAAUUCAUCCCUGAAAGGUUCGUAGAUUUGAGUAGCAAAUACCCGUACGCCUACACGCCUUUCAGUGCUGGACCCAGAAACUGUAUAGGCCAGAAAUUUGCAAUGCUUGAAAUGUUAUCUACAAUUUCGAAGGUGGUGCGAAACUUCAAGUUGGCUCCAGCCAGGCCCCAGCACCAAAUCCAACUUGCCGCAGAAACCAUUUUGAUUUCAAAGAAUGGCGUUAAAAUAUCGAUCGAAAACAGGACGUAUUGAUCGGUUAGUGAAUAAAAAUGUUUAGUUAUGAAAUAAAAUGAAUUUUUGUUUCUCGUA
Messenger RNA from Ceutorhynchus assimilis (cabbage seed weevil), 1920 nucleotides. The record is from the annotation of a GenBank genome assembly. NCBI's taxonomy places the organism in Eukaryota, Metazoa, Arthropoda, Insecta, Coleoptera, Curculionidae.